This is a messenger RNA of Mollisia scopiformis, 1254 nucleotides long. Its product is annotated as methylitaconate delta2-delta3-isomerase. Bases 40 to 1254 code for a protein of 404 amino acids. The transcript has 2 exons. Lineage: Eukaryota; Fungi; Ascomycota; Leotiomycetes; Helotiales; Mollisiaceae. The record is from RefSeq and is a predicted model, not a curated record.
AUACAAUCUAUCUCCGAACAACCAACUUCACACUUCAACAUGAUUUUACAACUAGCUCCUCACUCUCGAGGAAGGAGAAAGGCUCUCCCUGCAGUGAUGAUGAGAGCAGGUACAUCCAAAGGACUAUUCAUCCAUCGACAUGACCUCCCUGCAUCUGAAACGGAAUGGGCGCCUAUUCUGCUCUCGGCGAUGGGUUCUAGAUACGCAUCAUUACGCCAGAUUGAUGGUGUAGGAGGAGCAACUUCAACUACUUCCAAGAUUGCGGUAAUUGGAAAGUCUGAAAGGCCAGGGGUUGAUGUUGAGUAUACGUUUGUGCAGGUCGCGGUUGGGGAGAGCAAGAUCGAUAUGAGUGGGACGUGUGGGAAUAUGGCGAGUGGGGUUGCGCCGUUUGCGGUGGAUGAGGGGUUGGUUGAUGUUGUGGAAGGACAAACUGAGAUCACAAUCAUGGUGUACAACACGAACACGAAGCAAGAAUUCCUCGAAACAAUCCAACUAGACGACCAAGGACGAUUCAAAGAAGAAGGAGAUUUCAUGAUAAGCGGCGUACCAACACCUGGAAGUCGAAUUGAUAUCUCAUUCGUCCACCCAGCUGGGAGCAUGAAGGGGAAAUUACUUCCCACCGGGAAUCCGCAAGACAUCAUCACAAUCCCUGGAGCACCAAGCGUUUCCGUCAGAGCAAGUCUGGUAGAUGCUUCAAACCCAAUCAUUUUCGUCGAUGCAACAACCAUGCCAGCAAUCUACCACGAUCUAGGUCCAAACCACAUCCAGUCUCUGGACCUAGUCGAGAGCAUCCGAAGACAAGGCGCUGUCCUCUACGGCUUGGCAUCCAGCAUCGAGACAGCAGCUCUAGUUCGCGGAACGCCAAAGAUCGCCAUGGUUUCCUCAGCAUAUCACCCUGAUGUCGAGAUUCAACCUGAUAUCACGGUCUUGGCGUAUAGUAUGGGGAAGAUGCAUCCGACGCUGCAACUUACUGGCGCAGUAUGUCUGAGUGCUGCAGCGAGCAUUCCAGGGUCUGUUGUAGCGGAAUUGGUUAUGCUGAAUUCGGCGGAUACUCCGCCCAGGUCACCGGAACGGGACUCAGCUGAUGCGUCGAAGGAAGAGCACAAGGAUUUGGUCAUCAAACAUCCUUCGGGAGUUAUGUCGUCGAAUACUGUGGUUUCGGUUGAUGACAGUGGCGCGCUGACGGUGGAGAGCGUGAGUGUGUAUCGGACGGCCAGUCGGUUGUUCGAGGGAUAUGUAUAUUAUAGUGUUUGA